Acanthaster planci (crown-of-thorns starfish) is the source of this 4577-nucleotide messenger RNA. RefSeq lists its product as uncharacterized. NCBI's taxonomy places the organism in Eukaryota, Metazoa, Echinodermata, Asteroidea, Valvatida, Acanthasteridae. The record is from RefSeq and is a predicted model, not a curated record.
AUCCAUGAAAGAAAAACCACAAGCUUUCUGUGUACGAGUUGUCUAGUUGUGUGGGAACAUCGCCAAAAAGUUCAAUAACGGCACACCUAGCUUAAAUUGGAAUCUUUCAACAGUAAGUGCUGCUUUUGAGUUCAACUUUACCUUUACAGAUGAAUAUAUCUACCAAGAGGAUUGAAUGUUAAACUGUGUUGGACAGUCUCGGUACAAGUAAGUUAAUUACCUGGUUGUCAAGGCCCAAUAAAAGAGGGAAAAUUGAAAAGACCUCAUUAUCCUUCUGUCAAUCAUCGUUAUAUGGGGGACCAUCUACAACUCUUGAACCCUGAAAUUGUAACCGAUCAGCACAGCGGUUGUUCAUCAAUUUAGGCACAUCAAACUGUGUACUUGCUGAACUCGAUGUAGAUGCUGUACGUGAAGAUGAAAAAGGAAUGUUUGUUUGGUCAUAGGGCUCAAUCCAAUACGAAGGCCGGUGGAUAUGUUGAUGGCCAGUCAUUGCCUAAUUCACCUCGUUGGAGACAAAGCUUUCCAGAACACUGGAACCUUGGAAAUUAAUCAUCUCUUCUGAAAAUGACGGGACAGAGAUUGACAAAAACUACAAAGGGGCCACUUCUGUUCCAGCACGCGGCCCAAUUCAGUCGCUGACCUCGAAUUGGUCGUUAGGAUACAGAUCGAAAAUACCAUCGGGGCCUCUAAAUCACUGCACAAUAUUGAUCCUAAUGCAUUCCAUCUCAAAUAGUGAGUGUUCCACCGAAGAAACGGAUUCACUUUUAAUUGGAUGAGAGGGGAUUUCAUUGACGCUGCCCUGAUCAACUUUGUGCAACAUUAAUGGCUAACCACGCAGGAGUCCUCGUUGAGGCCAACCAUUCCAUAAUAAAAUCUGGCAUUUUUAUCGUGUUCAGUCGCUUCGAGUAUAUAGUUGGGACUGGAUGUAGCGCACCAUUUGACGACUGCUUUAAAGCGAACUCGCGAGUAAUUCAGUAGUCAAGAUAUUUCGAGCAAGACUGCAUGUAGAGAAAUCUGCUUCAAACGCUGGGAAAAGAAUUUGCCACGAUGGAGCCACUGGAGUAAGAUAAAUACACUGUACAGUAAACUGGGAAAUUUCAAAGGUAUUUUUGUCUCCAAACCUACGGACUCAUUACCACUGAAAUCUGAAGACAACCUGCGGUUAUUGAUUUUUCUUUGACAGUUUACUGCGAUAACGUGCUUCAGCACUGACUGUUUUUGUUCGAAUGCUUUUCCGCGAGAGGAACUAGACAAAAACUGGAGAUUUGUAGUGAUUCCCAAAUCAUGGUCCGGAUCAUUGCCCUAUCCAAUUUAGCCCCAGGUACUACAUGCUGAGCCUUGUCAGGUGUUUUGUCGCCGUCACAUUCUACAAACAUCAUUAUUAACGCUCCCACGCUAACUAUUCGGCCUCGUUUGGCGUUCCAUGAAUGCUCGAUCUGGUUAAGACCAUUUCUUGGUCUUCUUUGAGCCACCAGUGCAAGGUGUUUUGGAGAAAUCUGCAUCACGCAUGGAGGGAGACGGUCGUUGGGCUACUCCGGUCGUGCGACCGAGGCCACCUUUUAGUAGGCGAGCAAGAAGUUAUUCAACCCCCACAGGAGUGUACUUCACAAAGACGGAAUUACAACUGGAUGAGAGAUUGGAGUCGCUUAGCAACACCGCGGCUGAUUAUGAAAACCAGUGGGCUAAUCAUCAUGCAACAACGGGGAGGUUACAAGCUAACAGUGAGCAAGCAUAUCCCACUGGAAAAGCGGCUUAUGGGGAGCUUAAGACUAAGGUUUACAUGACGAGGACGAAUCAAAGACCAGCUCACAGUAAGAGUUUCUCGGGUGCAGAUUUUGUUCAGGGUGAGAGGUUGGAUAAACAGUGGGCCCUCGGGCGCCACCGGGCAGUGUCAGGCGGCAGCAACGGGAGCAGUCAUGAAGCUGAGAAUUCCAGGUCGUCAUUACUGACUGGCCCGGGGAAACACCUUUACCCCCAUCGACAGCUCACCAUGCAGCUGGCUGAGGAAGCGUUGCCAGGCUCCCGCAACAAGAGGCGACCAGGACCGCAAGACAGGACACCUGCGUUGAAUAUCGAUGACGGGGAGGUGUUCUACGCACACAGCCACGUGCCAUCACCGUUAUCAUCAUCGCCAUCAUCGACAUCAUCAGCAGCAUCGCGUGUAAACACCGUCAGCGAUACGUCGCACGACAUUAGCUCGAGACCACCGAUCUCGCCUCAGCAACGUAGGGCCAGGCGGCAGAGCUCGGCAGGUGAAUCCGCCAGCAGCCUGGUGACGUCUCUCGGACGUAAUUUACGCGACACUUCAAGUGGCAGAGGCAGAAGGAAGUCCACGUCAGUUUUGCCGUCCAUCACGGGCAUGACGAGUCCUCAACCCCCUCUACAUUCCCACCAUGGACCGGGCUCUCGUAGAGGCCUGGCAGCAUUGGGGCCUGGGAGCUUACUGAGACGGUCCUUGCCAGAGGAAAGCAAUGACGACGAGGAGGACGCAAAUUCCGUGCACGCUGAAUCGCGCUUGCUAACUCGUAAGAAGAAAAUCAGCACCAAUGUGAGUCGGGAGUACAGGCGGGCGAUGGAUGAAUUAACAAUCUCAGACCCAAAACCAACCCCUCCAGUUGGUAAACGUUUACUGAGCAAGAGAUGGAGUUCUCUACAGUCAUCGGUUCUUUCGAAGAACACCAAGGAUUUGGUGAAACCCAGCGGGGGUGACAGGUCAGCAAAUGCAGAUGGGUUAAACAAGAUGUCCCAGGACAGUAAACUUGAGCAAAUGGGUGACUCUAACAAUAACAGUUCGGACAAACAGAGAAACCGAGGCUGGGAGAUUGUCCGGGACAACCUGAAGACCAUCGCAGACAUGGCUCCUAAAGACAGCAUCGAUUCCAAGCCACUCACCUUCCGCAACAUCGCCGAUUUGGUUAAGGCAAAGGAGUUCCGCCUCAUGAUGAAGCGGCGGGCAAGCUUCAUCGAGAAUGGACGGUUUCAGUUCGAGGAGGCCAAACAGGACUUAUACCGACGAUACCGCAGUGGGGCCGCUGGUAACCUAGCCCCCACCGCCCCGUCUGAGAGCCACGGUAAUAUCGGUCGAAAGACAGACGGUGGUGUUGCAACGCGUGUAGUUAACAGGAGAAAAUUCGUUGGUCUUUCUGGGAGCAUUUGAACAAAUUUGUAAAUAUCUUUUUUUAUUCCGAAGUACUGACUCAUAUGCCCUUAUUUAUAAGGUAUCAAAUCUUGAGAGUACUCGUAUCAAUUUCUUUUGUCAAAAUGAGAUCAUGGCACCGUUGAUUUUUUUUGUCAGUUGCACAAUGCCAUCAAUAUUAGCGAAAAUAGCCAGUUUUCUUUCUUUUUUUCUUUACGAAGCUCAAAAUCACAAGGGUCGUGCAAAACCCUUCAAAAGGCAAAUCUGUUUGGAAAGUAUACGCCUUGUAUAUGUUACAUUAUAGCAUGAAAAUCUCACCGGUUUAUCAUCUUAUCAUAUUAUGUAGGCAUAAUAUAUCUUUAAGAACUUGUAAAUAUUUACAGUGGAUUUUUAAGGUCUAUUUAUUUGUCAAUGUGCCUCAAUAUAAUGUAAUACACAGCAUUAACUGCUGUAUUAUUAUGCUAUUAAAGAAUUUAAGCUUAGUAGUUGAGUUUUGAGGAAAAACGGGAAUAUGUGUAUGCACAAAAACCCAGAAAUGGGCAGACAGUAAAAUUCGGGGGGAAAGCGGCCUGAGGUAUUCAUUUUGAAAGGAAAAUUUCACACAGUCCUUUUACCUAAACUUUUAUUUUCUGAUCUGUAAGAUUUCGCCAUGCAGGGAAACAAACUUCAAUAAUUGCAGACUUUGUGUUUUAUCUCACCUCCUUUCGUGACUGAUUAAUUCAUUUAAAAUGAAGUAACGGGUAAAACACCAUCUGGAAAGCAGAUGGUCCAGCCUCGAUUCACAGUACUUUUUAUGUUGACACAAACAAGGCCGGUGAAAUAUUUAACAGGACCACGGCAGAUUAUAAAAUCAGGGUACAUCGUUGGAACUAAUACAUCAGAAAAAUGUCAGAAAUGACUUCCAGUAUGACGACGAAAGCCAGUGGCACAAAACUCCCCUACCAACAGAAAAACAUUUUUGUAGAUUAGAAAUUCCAAUUUUUCGAUUUUACUAGCUGCAAAUAAUAUUAAUUGUCAGACUUUCACCAAUAAUGAGUUUCUUGAUGGUGAAACAUGCCUGCAUGUACAUACGGCAUUACCCAUGACGGAUAGUAAUGGCGCACACCGCCUUUAAGUUUUACAGCGUCCUGUCCUUAGUUAACACGUUGUGGUGUUUAUUUUUUAAAGAUUGUGCUGAAAUUGUGGGCAGGCGAACCACUGUAUUAGCAAGCCAAGAAAAUACUGGGAAAUAAUUUCCAUUCCAGGCGAUAUAUCUCAACUGUUCUGGUUUAACAGUAAUAUUUGGUGCAAUAUAUUCCACUGACUUCAUUUUAACGAGACAAUCUGACUUAAAAGUGUGGUGUAAUUAGAUUGAAAAUGCCGAGCGAUAGGUAAACAUCUGUAUAUUGAUUGUAGGAGAUGUUAGUUAAUCAUUAACUGGUCAUUAAACAGAACACAAUUA